This is a messenger RNA of Morone saxatilis (striped sea-bass), 8188 nucleotides long. RefSeq names its product NHS-like 1b (gene nhsl1b). The transcript is spliced from 9 exons. The record is from RefSeq and is a predicted model, not a curated record. NCBI's taxonomy places the organism in Eukaryota, Metazoa, Chordata, Actinopteri, Moronidae. Bases 1236 to 6242 code for a protein of 1668 amino acids. Gene Ontology annotation, biological process: cell differentiation.
UAGUCAACUCUCAUAGUCUGUCACACACUUACCCUCUUGUGGACUGAGCAAGACUGGAGUUCAGGGAAUCCUUACCAGCUCGUACGCCUCAUCAGCCUGUCUGUGCGUCACACUGCGUGUGAGCUCAGCAGGUGUGGGCUUCCCUUCCUGAUUCUCACUUGUGCUGCUCAGCUGAUUGGAGAUAUAGAUCCAGAUGGCUGUCAACACCAGGACUUUUUUCACAACAUCAACACACUUGGCAUGCUUCUUCCUCACCUACCACUGACGACGAUACACCUGGGAAUGCGGUCAACACAGCACACAGCGGAAAAAGAGGAAGGUGGCGACAAGUAGUUGGACAAAAUUCUCUGGAAACCCUGAGGCAGCAUCAUAUUCGCCUUCAGGCAUUUACACAACAACACACACAUAAUAGAGGAUCCCUAUUUGGAACUUGUGGCGGGAGGAUUUCAUAUGCGAGUGUGUUUGUGCCAGUGUGUGAGUAUGCAUGUAACUUCAUCAGGCUGGGAAUAGACCAAGGGACGCUGAAACCUCUUAACCUCCUGGUCUGGCCUGGCACUGAGACAGUGUGUGUGUGUGUGUGUGUGUGUGUGUCAGCUGGUGUGUGCGCUAACAACUGGAGAUAAAAGCACUCAAGGGCACACAUGGUUGUAAACAACAACCGCUGACUCGCUCUGAUUGAAAAGUAUCUUAAUGUUAUUUGUAAACCUCUCUCCACCCUGCCAUGCACCACCGAGAAAUAUUACAGCCAACAGUGAGUGCGCUCAUACAAGCGUGUGUGUCGGGAGUGUGUGCCGCAGAGGGGUGGUGAUUUUCCAGAUUGCCGGAUUGUCUAAUUACCUCUUUGGGUUUGGGAAUCACGCCCGGAAUCUUUAAGCACAAAGGAGGAGAAGAAAGGAAAAGAGAUGAUUUAAGUCUGACAUUUGGCUUGUGACACAAAGAUUACUUGAAGGAGAAGGAGAUUGUCCAGGUCAAAGUUAUGAUGUGGAACUGUGCAAAGAAAGUGAAGGAAAACUGGGCUAUGGCUGAAUUUCCACCUGGAACUAAUUUAACAUAGAAUCUGAAUAGUUUCAAGCGUUUUAGCAUGUGUGCAGAUCUGGAUACUGUAUUGAGAGAUGCUUGUAAUAAUCUGGAUUUACAGUGAAUAUCUAAGGAGGAUCUACAUCUGAGGAUUAUUUAGAUUGAAACUUGGACAUUUUGAUCCUACAUCCUACCAACUUGGACUUACUUUCCCCUGAAUGAGGAUGAGAGGGGACAGGAGGUCCUCUUCCUUUCGUAAGGAGAAACCCGCCGGCCUGUCCCGGGCUCUCAGCUGGCUCAGCGUGUCCACCCUCUCCCGCCAGAGCAGACGCAUCUUUCACAGCCAGAAUGAGCUCCACGCCAUCCACAACCGUCGAACGCACUCAUACUCACACACUCACCUUCACGCCACAGACAGAGAUGAGGACGAUGAUGACAACUGGGUGUACCAGCCUCAACACAAAAUAGCGGUGUCUAACCUAGAUGAGGAGAGCAAGUGGACGGUUCAUUACACAGCUCCCUGGCACCAGCAGGAGAACGUCUUCCUACCGGGCAGCAGGCCACCCUGCGUAGAAGACCUCCACCGUCAGGCCAAAGUCAACCUCAAGACCGCCCUGCGAGAAUGUGACAAGUUGAGGAAAGAUGGUUUCCGGAGCUCUCAGUACUACUCUCAGGGUCCCAUCUUCUCAGACCCCUCACAGUCCACCAGCAGCCUGCAGGACGAUGAGGAUGAUGACCACGAUAAGAAGUCCACAGCUUCAUCAGCAGAGGACAACAAAUCUCAGCUGUCCAUGAGGCCCCAGACCCCGCAGGGUGAAGGAGGCGAGGUUUCUGAGGUUGACGGACAGGUGGUAUGGAACAAGGCUGCACCCCUCCCCACCCCAGAGGAGAAGAUGAGGCAGACGGCCAAGGCCGUGCCCACAGACAUAGUUGCCAUCAAUGUCACAGGGGCAGUGUUUGACCGACAAGCGAGCAUCCGGCGCUCCCUCAUUAACACUGACACCGUGUCCCGUCGGCCCAAGAAGGUCAAACGCAGAAAGACUAUAUCAGGGCUGCCUGACAACAUCAACCAGGAGCUAGCAGCAAAAGGACACGGCGGAGAGCUCCGGCCGCAUUCCAUGUUCAUACCGGGACAGUACUCCACUUUGGGCAGAGUUGGGAGUGUCAACUCAACGCUCCGACGUUCACAGACCAGAGACUCAGGCUGCCAGACAGAAGAAGUGAAGGUUGUACCGCCGUCCAUGAGAAGAAUUCGGGCUCAGAGAGGACAGGGAAUCGCUGCACAAAUGGCCGGCAUUUCCGCUUCCUCCUCGACAGGAAGUAUAUCUAUCUCAAGUAGUGACAGCUCUGGGAUCUUGAUGCUGCCACAUCACUUUAACGGAGACCCUUCCCGUUUUCACAGUCUGCCCCGACAGGGCGCCAGAGUGUCCCUCAGUGCUGACCCCAUCUAUAGCAGCACCCCCAUCAAGUCAGAGCAGCAAACUACCCCUCAGAGGCAGAUUGGAAAGCUUCAGGUUGACAACACAGUGGUGCACAUGAGAAAUGCCCCAAGGACAGGCACCCUGCCCAGGCCCAAGUCUCAGGAGUUGAGGGGAACACAGGCCAGUGAUUGGGGUGGCGGUCCAGCAUGUGUGGUCUCCCCACAUGCUGCUUAUUCCACCUCACUCAUCCCUAAUGCGACCCUAUCUAGCUCCUCUGAGGUCAUUACCCUCAACACCUCCGGUCAGCUCUCCCACUCCCCAGGCUCAGCUUACCCCACAGCUCGGCCACUCAGUCUGGCUUCCUCCACCAACACGGACCCCCUGAUCUCCAGUCCAAUAGCCUUUACCCACAGCUCCACCUGCCCAGCCUUGGCCACUUCUACCCCAACUCAUACACCACAGGAUGGUGGUCUGGUAGUCGCAGCACCGGCUAGUGAAUCAGGGCACUCGGACAGCAGUGUACAUAGCCACAGCACCUUGGCCCCUACACCCCCAUCCUGUCUGCCAGAGGAGCAGUGGAUCUACGACACACCAGAAAACGUGGUGGUCCCACACCGCACUCUGACCUCCAGCUGCUCUACUCCUAUAAACCAGCUGUAUAGCAGUCUGGACCUCUCCUCCAGGACCACUACUGACUCCAGCUCUGUCUAUUCCCAAGACAAUGAUGGAUACUACACCUCCAUGCACAUGGACUCAGGCCUGCGUUCUCGCAACCAUGGCAGUGGGCAUGGCGCAGCAGCUGGGCGGGCCACCAGGCACAGCAUGUACGAGUGCCGUGAGAUGGCCAAUCAGGAAGACUCUGGAAGCUUGUACAGUGAUCGCUCCCUGUCCCGCAGCAUCUCCCUCCGCAAGUCCAAGAAGCCCCCGCUGCCCCCAGCUCGUACAGACUCUCUUAGACGCAAACCUGGUGCGAAAAAGCCCCUCGGAGGCGUUAGCGCCAUCAGCGGCGGUAACGAGCCAAACGGAGCCAUGCUCAAUGAGACUCUAAUUGCCAGCUUGCAGCAGAGUCUACAGAUUGGGCUGAGAGGAGGGAAAGAAAAAGGGGCUUCACCUUCUUCACCCUCUCACAGCCCAAGCAGCGACUACGAUGACCCUUGGCUGCUACGGCCACGCAGUCAGAGUAGCAUCAGUGCAGGUAGCUCUGCAGCAUCACUAGGAGCUAACGCCAACUGUGGCGGCGUGUCUAACGUAUACUCGCUAUGCCAUGUGACGCCUGCUCAGAGUGAGACCAGCAGCUUGCGCUCAGACUAUGAAUCCUGGGGCUACUACAUGGACUUCCCUCGUAACCAUGGGGACCAGAGGGCACAGACCCCUCCGGCCCACACCACAGAUAACAUGUCGGCUGGGGCUAACCCAGGAGGAUUACAGAAUGGAGGUGAGAUUCACAACAACAUCCAGGCUCCCCGAGCCCCAGGCCAGGAGGGAGGGGUGGCUGUGAAACCUAAAAUGUCCACCUCCUCACCAGACAGGGUGCACAGACUGACCUCCCCAUCUAGCGGCUACUCUAGCCAGUCCAACACCCCCACAGCUGGAACCCCAGUGCCCUCGUUCGUCAGGUCCAUGUCUCCCUCAGGCAGCCGGCCCAAGCCCAAAGUGCCCGAGAGGAAGUCAUCUCUGCUCUCCUCUGUAUCCAUGUCCUCCUCUUCCACCUCCCUUUCCUCUACCACCUCUGACUCACUUAAAAGCUCCGGACCUCCUCCACCACCACCUCCACCCUUGCCCCUCUCCUCUUCCUCAGCUCCCAACACCCCUCUCAGCCCACCUCCGCCCUUCCCUCCUCCUCUACCGCCAAAUUUCAGUGCAGCCACAUCUCCGCCAGCUCCUCUGUUACCAACCACUCCUCAGGGCCCACCCCCUGCUUGCUCCACCUCCCCAGAGUUCCCUCCUCCUCCAUCCCCUGAAAUGCUAAUUCACCCCAGUUCAUCCUUCAACGGGAGUUUUAGUCCUCCCCCUCCACCUCCGCCUCCUGUCCCCUCCAUGGGGCCCCCUCCACCUCCUCCACUGCCUGCUUUUGUCCUACCUUCCUCCUCCCUAUCUUUUGUGAAGGCAGUGAAGGAUGCUCCUAAACCAACUGUUUCCGACAGCCUUACAAAGUCAUCUAAGCCCCUGAUCACCCCGUUUGCACUGCAGAGUGUUCAGCUCCGCUCUGUUAAACGGCAAGAAAAGGAGAUUAACGGAAAAUCAGACUACACCAGUGCUCAGGAAACAGGUGUGGAUCUCCUUCAGGGUCUAAAGCCCCAGACCCUGGAGAAGUCUUAUUCCCUGGAGCUUCCCACUGUUUUACCCCUGUCAAACUGCUCCCCAGAAGAUUCAAGGAACUCCUCACCAUCACCGGUGUCAAAACUCUUAGAGGAGUUGUCUUUAGACUGCAGUUUCACAGAUUACACACCAGAUAGUGCUGUCAUAAAUGGACAAGGUGAGGAUCAGAGUUACUUUCUCUUAAACGGAAAAGAAAAAGUCGAAUGGCAGUCCAGUCCCCCACGGAGCUCCCAAAGCUCUCCUGUCAAACCGAAACCCCCAGCCAUAUCCAAGAAACCCAAAUUCUCUUUUCUCCCACCAUUUGUCCCACAAGCAGAACAGGUUCCAUCUCAGCAUGAGUAUACAGGCAGCCUGUCACAAACAGAAGACCAAGUAGAUGCGCCACAAAGACAAAAGGAAGAGAAAGAAAGUAAAAGUGAGCAACAAGAGGAAGAGGAAACUUCAGAAAGCUCUGGGGCUCUCGUAGAGAGCAGUGAAACAUCCACAAUAAGCCAGGACGAAUCCCAUAUUUCUACUUCUGCCAGCCAGGACACAAGUUUUGACCAUGGACUGUGUACCUUUGGAGAGGCUCAUGAAGAGGAAGAGGAGGAGGGAGAUGGAACAAGUAGCACAACUGGAUCCAUCAGCUCCAAGGAGGAUGACACUGGUGAGGUGUUCGACUCCAGCACGGCUGAAUCGUCUCCGGCCCCGUCGGCCAACGAGGAGAACAUGGUGACCCCGACUCCCUCUCGGGCUCGAACCACUGAGGACCUCUUUGCCGCCAUUCACAGAGGGGGCAUGCAGUGGGUGGGUGCAUCCUUUCUAGAGAGGUCAAAGCGCAAGGUCCUGGGUCGCAGGGAGUCUGACGAUGACAAGUCCCGGGCUGGCAGCCACCCACAGUCUCCGCCCGUCACCCCAACAGCCGUAUCGCCAGGGACAGUGUCCUCCUUACCCCGCCAGAGUGGCUCCAUCCAGCGCAACCUACGCAAGUCCUCCACCAGCAGCGACACCUUCAAGGCCCUGCUCCUGAAGAAGGGCAGCCGUUCAGAGACCAGCUUCAGGAUGUCUGCCACCGAGAUGCUUCGCUCCACGGACCCUCGCUUCCAGAGAACACGCUCUGAGUCAGAGUUGGACACCCCUGCUGCUUCCCCAUCCUCACCCACAGCACCACACAGCCCCAUAACCUCCCCGGGCCGUGGUAAGAGGGCAACAGAUGAGUGGAACCGCUAUGAGACAUUUUCUCUGUCCUCACCAACUUCAUCGUCCUUUUCAAUGAGUGGGUUAAAGUAUGGGCGCUCACGCACGCCGCCCUCUGCUGCCAGCAGCAAGUACAACGCACGCAGUCGAAUCCUCAGCAGUCCAAUGACAGUAAUCUGUGAGCGUGAGGGGGAGCUGGCUGAGAGUGAGUAUGGAGACACUUCAGAAAGUCUGUCUGGGCCAGCGAUCCAGACUCUCCCGGGGCUCAAAGACUCCAAUGGCACUUUAUCUGAAGAGAGCAGAAGUUAAAGAGCAAGGCAGCCCCUUAGAUACAGGGAGCUGAACUCACUCAUCAUAAACAGCUAGGGGGGCAGGAAGAGGAGCCAAUAGAAGGCCCUCUAGAGACACCUUCCUAAGCCCCACCCCCUCAGCAUUGCCUCUGAGGGAGUGGACAUGGUCGGGUCCUGAUGUGAGAUCAGAGGUCGCCCCAUCAUGGACCGGGCUGAACUUAGCCUGAAGUGGAGAACUGGUUCUGCUGCAGCUUUUCAAGAUCUCAUGAUUCUCACUCUUUCCUUCGUUUGGUGAUUCACCCUUUAUGUUAAAAGAAUAGUGUUUCUUUUAUGCCUGGUGUUCUUAGUUUGUUUUCCAUUUGUUUUGCUGGUUUUUUUUUUUUUUACUUUAUCUUGUCCUUAACACGCAGGAACCCUUUAGUUUCUUUGAAUGACAAGGUUAAGAUGGCAAACUAAGGUGAAUUGAAGGAAUUGAAAAGUCACAAGUUGUUUGCUUACCUUUGCUGCUGUGGUGCUAUGUAGCUAGGCAGUUGGAGUGGAACGUAAAAGGCGCGUUGAAUGCUCGCCUUGUAAUUCUUCUCAGCUUCUGCGUCUCUACUGUUGGCUCUGGAAAGUGUUUGAGAGUACCAAUGGGUCGCAAGUGUUGGCUUCAAACAGCCCACAUUGUGGAAAGAACUCGAGGACAGCUCCACGGUACAACUUCAGCUACGGUUAUCGACAGGUUUUGCUUUCUGCUCUUAGGUCAGCGGCUUAGUUUGCAGAGCUGGUGUGUUCAGUGGGCCAGAGGAAGUGCAGAGGGCUCAGUGCUGCCACCUAGUGAUGGACAGGAAGUGAACAACAGUUGGGUGCUCAACCAAAACUGCAAAUUUACUUUAUUAAAAAGGCUCAUAAAACCUCUUUUAGUGAAUUUUAGUUUGGAGAUUUUGCACUGUGCAUAGUUGUUUUUCUUUGUUUGUGACUUAAAAAGUAUGUUUUAAAGAUUGUUUUAAUAAACAACUGAUGUCAUGACUUGUGUUUGGGAGUUAAGUAUGAAUCUAUAGAUGUAAAGCCAGAAAUGACAUUAGAAGAAAACAUAAUUUUACUGACUGGGUCUUUUUAGUGAUCAUGUUGGUUACCAAAGAGCUGAUAAAUGAAUCUGGACGUGAACACAAUCUGAGAGUGUGAGCGCUUGUCUGACACCCAUGCAUUUGGUCCAGCUGUCGCUAAUUUUGCUGAGACCUACUAGAACCUAUUAGGGCUUAAAUGAUUUCUAUAAUGCUGUUGACCCUUCUGCUAAGUUUUUCCUUCUGCAGUUAUAUAUGGUUGUGUAUGUAAAUACAUAGAGAAAGGAGUUUUAAAUCACAUUUUGACUUAUUUUCAAAGACUUUGUACAUUUUUAGAGCCCUGUGUUUGCUGGAAGGGAGUGGUUUCCUUUUUUUUUUGUAGAGUAUUUAUUUUCACAUAGCAGGGCUGCAGUAUCUUGUCACGAUCAGAGUCAACCGGCAAGGUGAUGGAGGCACAGGGAAAGGUUAGUCCAAAGGCCACAUUUACUACGCUGAUCCCAUUUAUUUCUUUUAAAAAGGUGCUUCAAAGUUAGAAAAAUGCAAUAAUGUCAAUGUUUAUGCUUAAGCCUUCUACUGCCCUUAAUCUUGAGUCAUGCAAAUCUAACGCUGGUGCUCACAGCUGAGUAAAUGUGGUCUCUUUAGAGUCAUAAACUGAGGUGACAGGCGUGAGACUUCAUAACCUCCUAACAGCCAUAACACCCUGUGGUUUAAUCACCUGUGACCAAAGUGUGUCUCCCAGCUCCCGCCCGGUCAUGAUUGAGCACUUGGGGCCCCGACUUGUCUCGUGACAGGAAACUUCUCAAUUGCAGAGAGCUCGUGAAAAGACGGGAGGACAGACGAAGUCGUGAAGUAGUGGGAGUGGAGCUGAAGGCAGGCUGCUAACGCUCUUGUGUAUGUCUGUGUAAUAAAAAACAAGGUGAUA